Ostertagia ostertagi is the source of this 426-nucleotide messenger RNA. The record is from the annotation of a GenBank genome assembly. NCBI's taxonomy places the organism in Eukaryota, Metazoa, Nematoda, Chromadorea, Rhabditida, Trichostrongylidae.
AUGUCAUUUCUCCCAAAGCUCCAUUGUCCAUUUGCAGUCUGCGAAAAUGGCUGCGAGGUGAUCUUUCAGUGCAAUUCCAAGUGGGGUGUGUUCGUGUCGGAAUGCGAAGCUGAAUCGGCCAGAGGCGAGUGCUCAGCAAGAUGUUAUGGAUUGCUGGCUGAAACCAUGGCUACUCCUCAUGGACAGGCUUUCGAAUCAUGCACCUGUACGGAGAGGGAAGAUCAACUAUGCAUUCAUCUGAGAAAUAAUAUUCUUGACGCUUGCAGUAAGCCAACACCUCCUCCACCAGCUCCAGGAGACAACUCGGUCACAUUGUCGCCAAUCGACUCCAUCGGCGACGGCCAAACAUCUUCAGCACAGAUUUUCUUCCCAUCUCUGCUUCUCUGCGCUCUGCUUACUAUUCGACUUUACUUCAGCAUGUUCUGA